This is a messenger RNA of Aureobasidium subglaciale EXF-2481, 2853 nucleotides long. RefSeq lists its product as uncharacterized. The transcript is spliced from 2 exons. The coding region runs from base 1 to 2853 and encodes 950 amino acids. Gene Ontology annotation, biological process: circadian rhythm; regulation of DNA-templated transcription. Gene Ontology annotation, cellular component: cytoplasm; nucleus. The record is from RefSeq and is a predicted model, not a curated record. NCBI's taxonomy places the organism in Eukaryota, Fungi, Ascomycota, Dothideomycetes, Dothideales, Saccotheciaceae.
AUGGCUUCGGAAGCAUACUUGCGCCUACCCCAGCCGAGGAGGCCAGCAGCUGGGCGCUCCGUUUCUCUUAGGCAUCACAAGGAAAUUUCGCCGCCCGAAUCAAAGAUCACUCGAAGCACACAGACAGAGGCUUCCAGUGGCUCUCCGUCAAGCAACAAGCCCAAUGUCAGCAAGGCGAGUUCCGGCGAAAGCAGUAACGCCGACACCUGGUUUGCUGGCGCCAACAACAAACCAGACGUCAAGAACAACACAGUCGUGGAUAACGACCCCCCAUUUUUCCUUCAGCACUCAUCCUCGGAAGAGACUCCGAACUAUGGAGGUCCGGGCGUCAUGCUCAAACAAGGAGUCCCAGUGCAUGCUCUCCUCCAAAAGAAUGAUACAGAGGACAGCGGCAGCUCGGGCGAUUUCCGAGCCGUCAUCGACGACCUGACCGUACAGAAUAAGAAGCUGAAGAGACGUUUGAAGAAGUACGAGAAGCUUCACGACGCUCACCUCAAGGAUGAGAAACUGUUCGAGGUCCGCGUCCAUGGUCUAUCAUCGAAUAAGAGACGUGAGCUCGAGGACAUCUUGCGCAACUUUGCUGUUGGUGCCGCCGCUCAGCCCAGUGCCACUACCGCCUCUCAGACAACCAACCUUUAUGAACGCGUCGUCCCUACGCUCAAGACACACAAGACGGCUUCAUCAUCAUCCAACUUCGCCGACUCCGCCUAUGUGUCUAACUCUGCCUCUGCCUCGGCAACCUCAAACUCCAACAGCGGCCAGAACAGCAGAACUCCUUACCGUCGCUCUAACCAGUCCCGUACCACCAACAUCCAGACUUACCUCCACGACAUCCCCGAGGGCCUGUUGCCUCAGCAUCCUGCAGCCAUGACCGAGUACUCAAAGAAGAAGCUAGUUGUACGCCGUCUUGAACAGAUCUUUGCUGGAACCGGUGCUGGCCUGGGUGAUCACCACCACCCUAUGCAACAACAAGAAGUCUCCCAGAUGGCUGCAAAGGCUGAUAGAAGCGCUCUUGAGGCCACGGGUCAGUCCGCAAAGACUGAAGGCAACAGAGAAGCUCCGAUCAUGAAGGAUGAUGAAGACCGAAGUGCCGAAGAGUCUCCUAUGCAUCAAAGUGGACUCGAAAUCACCCAAGACACACAAGCCGACCAGAAGACGGACUCUGCAGGCGACUCCCCACAACAACGACCCACUAGACCCCUGGAUCUCGACCCCCAUCGUGCUCAGAAUCCUUCCGAAAACUUCCAGUACAUUCGCCACCUUGGCUUCUCACCACCAGAACCCAGUGCCAUGAAAUCUCCUGAGGAAGGUCACGGCUGGAUCUAUCUGAACUUCCUAUUUAACAUGGCCCAACUCCACACCCUUAAUGUCACUCCCGAAUUUGCCAAGAAGGCGUUGAUGGAUUUCAGCACCAAGUUUGAGCUUUCUGAAGACGGCCGCAAAGUCCGUUGGAAGGGCGGAAGAAGCACAACGCGAUCAGCCAGUGAUCUCGACGGAAGUUCGCCUUCGACAUAUGGAAAUUCACCCAACGGCCCAAGUUCUCAGAAGCGAUCAAAAUCGUCGCACCAUCGAGCGGGUGCCAAAUCUGCAAAGCGCAGAAUGCUAGAUAAACAGGAAAACAAGUUUGCGUACACCCCUCUUUUCUUCCAUCGCAGCAGUGAAGAUGAUAGCGAUAUCUCUUCAGAGGAGGAGGACGACACUGAGUCUCAGUUCUUGGCUCCACCCCCAGGUGGCGACUCUUCUGCCAUGACGAGUUCUGGUAUUCGCACCGUCUCUCUGAGACAGAAGAAGAAGGCCGCGACAGACAACGGUCCUAUCAUCUUCUACAAUAACGCGAGAUUCUGCACCGAUCUCAGUGGUGAGCCGAAAACGGAGGCCACCAUGAUGUACAACCCAAUCCUCUAUCACACAACGACUGACCAUGCUCUGGGUAUCCCUAGCGUCCCACAGGCAGACCACGGCGUGCUAGAGUCGCGUGGUCCGCUUGACCAGGCUAAGGAUCUCCCUGAGGCAAUGUGUCUCAACGAUAAUCCCAUCCCUGAAGCUCUUGAGCUCAACUUUCCUGGCACCUCACCCCUCUCCUCAAUCAGCGGCGCGUCCGGACCGGCAAGAAGCCCAAUUGAUCUCGAGGUCUCUGGCAUUGGUGGUAUCUACCCAUCAGACAACUUCUCGAUCAAUGUCAAGACCGAGCGCAAGCGUACUGCAUCUUGUGCUGAAUAUGUUGAAAAGAAGCCAUAUGCUCCCCGUAUCGCAGAGCUGUUCAAGGAUAGCAAGCAGCAGUCCGCUUCUUACAAGGAGGAUGUUGUCAAGACUUUCCACCAAGAGUUACCACCCUCAGAACUUCCUCCUGCAUUCUGCUUCAUGGAUGUUGACGAGUACGAUGAUGAUGAGUCAGAUUCGGGUGACUAUCAGUCCAUAAUUCCUGACAUGGACCGCAUUCACGACGUUCCUGCUACAGCUCCUCAGACUAUCGAUAUGCCUUACAUGAGCAGCGAUGAGAGUGGUGAUGAAGCGGCAGAAGAUGAGGACGAUGACGAUGCCGCAUCGGAUGGUUCUCUCGAUCUUCUCGCUACUGCUCGCAAGCUUGAUCCUCAUUCUAUCCAGGCACGCGAACGUGAGUACGACGCUCACAUGGCUGAGAGAUUAGCAGAGGAGAUUCCUGCCGGUAGCUCUGCUGCCACGGCUGGUGGUGGCAGUGGAUUUGCUAGCCCGGUAGCCGGUAUCAGCAGAAAGGAGUAUGAAGCAGCACGCAAAGAGCAUGCCAGACGCCACGCCUCCACCAUCGCUUCUGUUGCAUCUUUCGCAAGAACAGACACUAAUGGCUCGAUGGUCGUCAACGGCAAGUCGCCAUGA